AUGCCCGGCUCAUAUAUAGUGACAUCGUGCUCAGGAGAUUCACCACCACCGUCACCAGUAUCUUCGCCUAUUGCAAUGACAUCAUCAAGAAGUGUUAGUCCGACAUCUCCCGGCAUAUAUGGCGAUAGUCGAUUAAGUGCAUUUUCAUUGGUUUCGGCUCGUGAUUUUCACUUAAAGGAAUAUGCUGUGGCUAGAGAAAUGGGUGCUGUAAUGUAUGGUAGUCCUUUAAGUCCCCUAGUACCAGUUCCUUAUCCACCGUAUUUAUGGCCACAUAUAUCUGGUUUAUUUUUACCAUACUCACCUGGCUUAUUACGAAAAACUGAAAAAAUGUCACCUGAACGUGCUAGUCCAGUCGAUAACAAUAAUUAUACAUCAGAAAAAACAAAAAGUGAUGAUGAAUUACCAUUAAAUUUGAGUACAAAAUCACGACGCCAUAGUAUUUGGUCACCAGGUAGUUUAUGCGAACAAGAACGUUCAAGAUCACCAAUUAUUAACAAUAAGAAAAAUGGAUGGGAUUCUGAAUUAGAUAUCAAAUCGAGUAUGAAAAUAUCACCAAGUGUUGGAUCAAAUGGCGAACGAACAUUUCAGUGUAAACAAUGUGGAAAAUCAUUUAAACGCUCUUCAACUUUAUCAACUCACCUUUUAAUUCAUUCAGAUACACGACCAUAUCCAUGCCAAUUUUGUGGUAAACGUUUUCAUCAAAAAUCAGAUAUGAAGAAGCACACUUAUAUUCAUACAGGUGAGAAGCCUCAUAAAUGUGUAGUAUGCGGUAAAGCAUUCAGCCAAUCAUCAAAUUUAAUUACACACAUGCGCAAACAUACUGGAUAUAAACCAUUUUCAUGUGGUUUAUGCGAAAAAGCAUUCCAACGUAAAGUGGAUUUACGUCGUCAUCGUGAUUCACAACACCCUCAAUCGAAUACAGCAUUAUUAGCAUCAAUCCAAUCACCGCCAUCGUCAGCAGCUUCAUCAACACCUCCAACAUCCCUUAACAUAGAACAUCAUGAAAAUAUUCAUACACCAGCAUCUCCUUCUGCAUAUAAAUUACAUAUGUUUAAAGCUGAAAUGGAUUUAGAAGUUACAAGCAGUAGUUAA
This is a messenger RNA of Chrysoperla carnea, 1092 nucleotides long. Its product is annotated as zinc finger protein 80-like. NCBI's taxonomy places the organism in Eukaryota, Metazoa, Arthropoda, Insecta, Neuroptera, Chrysopidae. The record is from RefSeq and is a predicted model, not a curated record. Gene Ontology annotation, molecular function: RNA polymerase II cis-regulatory region sequence-specific DNA binding; DNA-binding transcription activator activity, RNA polymerase II-specific. Bases 1 to 1092 code for a protein of 363 amino acids. Gene Ontology annotation, biological process: regulation of transcription by RNA polymerase II. The transcript has 6 exons. Gene Ontology annotation, cellular component: nucleus.